This is a messenger RNA of Zophobas morio, 4086 nucleotides long. RefSeq names its product protein madd-4 (gene nolo). Gene Ontology annotation, cellular component: extracellular matrix. Gene Ontology annotation, molecular function: metalloendopeptidase activity. Bases 260 to 3952 code for a protein of 1230 amino acids. The transcript is spliced from 17 exons. Gene Ontology annotation, biological process: proteolysis; extracellular matrix organization. Lineage: Eukaryota; Metazoa; Arthropoda; Insecta; Coleoptera; Tenebrionidae. The record is from RefSeq and is a predicted model, not a curated record.
ACGAGAGCAUCGCGAUACCCGCGCGAAACAUCCGACUGUCGGCGGCGGCGGCGUGUGCGAGUUUCAGGUUUUUCAGUGCGUGACGUUCGCUCGAGUGCCACCCCUUCGCGGUCGGGGGUGCGUUUCUGUGGCUUGUGCUGCACGAGGUGGACGGAGGACGUCCUUGCUGCCCAUACGUUCCGGUACGCAAGGUAUCUACUCAAAGCAAAGGUGGAUUUUAUGGCAUGACUGACAGAACGGUGCAAUAAAUGAAGCAAAAAUGCACGAAAGGACACAAAUGAGGUGGUUGGCCGCUCUUUGGUUUCUGAUGACGUGCGUCUUACAAUCACGUGGUGUGGAAAACAACCUCACAAUGGCAGAAGUUCCUGUAGAAGUUCCUAUAACAUCGGAUGAUGAUUCCGAACAGGAAUUAUCGUCGCAACUACAAGAAGUGGACGGUAGAGCUGGAGGAUGGUCUCCUUGGUCGGACUGGUCUUCAUGCUCUCGAUCUUGCGAUGGGGGUGUUUCACAUCAGUUAAGGACGUGCAGAACGGGAUCUUGCAGAGGAGAGCACGUCAGAUAUAAAAUAUGCAACAUGCAGUCGUGUCCUGAAUCCCACGAAUUCCGUGAAGACCAGUGCGCAGCAUUCAGCAGUAGUCCUUAUCAGGGCAGUCUUUAUGAGUGGUCAGCCCAUUACGACGACUCAGAUCCUUGUGCCCUCACCUGCAAAGGAAAGCCGAUUACCGGAGAUGCAAGCAGCGAUGAAGAUCCCGUACUUGUUGUGGCAAAGCUUGCGGACAAGGUCCACGACGGGACCAGAUGUAGACCAGGAAGUCUGGAUAUGUGCAUUGACGGAAAAUGUCAGAGGGUUGGAUGCGACUUGAAGAUCGGCUCUUCGCGGCAGGUGGACGCAUGUGGGGUUUGUGGAGGCGAUGGUUCCUCGUGUUCAAGGCCUUUGUAUCACUGGACGUUGACGUACAUGUCCUUGUGUUCUGCGACAUGUGGCGGUGGCUACAAAAUGUCACGUCCCUUAUGCCAGAACCGGGUGACGGGAGAAGAGGUCGAGGAGGAACUUUGUAACGAGUCACAAAAGCCCGAUUCUACGAUAGUGGAGUGCAACACCCAUAACUGCCCUCCCAAGUGGCAUGCAGGAGAAUGGGGACCUUGUUCGGUGACUUGCGGCGGAGGUUCAAGAUUACGUCAAGUGCACUGUGUUGAAGAAGCAAAUAAUACUAAAAUUAGGGUUAAUGAUCAGAAGUGCACCGGACACAAACCAUGGUUUCAAGAAGCUUGUAAUCGGAUGGACUGUCCAGCAUGGAUAGCUUCAUCCUGGUCGGGGUGUUCAGUAUCUUGCGGUGAAGGUACACAAGUGAGGGUGGUUGAAUGUCGAGACUCCGCAGACAAGCCUAGUACAUUAUGCCCCCAGAAGCUUAAACCAAUCGAGAGUAAACCGUGUUCUACGGGUAUACAGUGCCCGCAUCACAUCGACACAAGCGAGGAAUUCCUCCCCAGCUUAUACCACACUCAACCCCUGGUUCAGCCGUAUCCUCCGCCGCCACCGGCCCACGCUGAAAGACUCGUAGGGGAACAGGUUGUGCCUUCUGAAAGCACGUUCGUGCCUGACGAGUGGGGACCCUGCAGUGUAACCUGCGGUGAAGGAGUGCGUAAACGUCAAGUUCACUGCAAAAUUUUCUUAGAAUUUUCAAGAACCAUAGCCAAAUUGCCUGAUAAACAAUGUAGUGGUCCGAAACCAAUGGAAACAGAAAAGUGUUACAUGGAACCGUGCUCAGCCGAACGUAUAGGGUUAGAUAUUAAGGAUGAUCCUUAUCGAUCUGACAUCAAAGUCGCAGGAGGCGCCCCAGGUAAAUCGUACUCUUGGAAGGAACAAGGGUACACCCAUUGCAGUGCUACUUGUUUAGGAGGCGUCCAAGAGCUGAUCGUGAACUGUGUCAGAGACGACACGCAAAAGGUCACUUCACCGUUUCUUUGCCCUAUGGAACUCAAACCGGAAAUUUUAAUGAGGACCUGCAACGACCAUCCUUGCCCACCCAGAUGGAACUACUCGGAUUUUUCUCCGUGCUCGCAAAGUUGCGGCCUUGGAAUCCAGACGAGAGAAGUGAACUGUAUCCACGAAGUAACCCAAGGGGGUGGUAACACUGUCAUAGUCCCAAAUAACAUGUGCCCGCAACCCCCACCACCAGAUCGACAAUACUGCAAUGUCUUGGACUGCCCAGUUAGAUGGAAAAUGUCUGAAUGGUCCAGAUGCAACAAACCGUGUGGAGGAGGCGAAAAAUCGAGAAAAGUGGAGUGUAAACAAGUAAUGGCUCAAAACCACACAGUCGACAGAUCUCCAGAACUGUGCCCGUCCCCCAAACCACAAGAUCGGAAGCCCUGUAACACCAAGAGCUGUAUAGUAGAAAGCGACAAACCCCAAAUCGACAUCUCCAACAGUUCCUUCAUUCAGAACGACUUCAAGAAGAAGAAAAUUACGUUAAAGGUUGGAGGUACAGCAACUGUGUUUGCUGGUACCACCAUCAAAAUUAAAUGCCCCGUGAAGCGUUUCAACCGUACGAAAAUCCAGUGGGUCAAAGACAAACAGUUCUUACCAAAGUCGAAAAAAUUCAAAACUUCCAAAAAAGGAGCACUGAGAGUACAAAAUUUGACUUUUAGAGACAGCGGCCGCUACACUUGCAUUGCGGGUCGGUCCUCUGCCGGUAUUCAACUGUCCGUACGGCCCAAACCCGGAGAAUUCCUCACCUCGGAAGAGAUUCAGAAACAGGGCAAUAAACCCGAUCGCGUCGAUCUGAUUUCGGAUGUCUACGUUAACAGGGACGAUACUAGUCCGAUCUUUGGCAGCGAUGACCAUUCUCACGAACAAAGACCGGACGUUGUUAGAAAGAAACCCACACCUAGAACGAGAUUAUUCACCCCCACGUUACCCUCUCUGAGACUGGAUACGAACAACAUAAACAUGUAUUCAUCGCAAAGUACAACACUUCAUUCGGAUAAUGUACACGAUAAAAUGGUACCUUCGCGUUUGCCGGCGAGCUCUUCUGAAUCGCUGAAACCCUAUUAUGGGAAUUCGGCGAGUUCGGCGGGGCGAAUCAUGCCGCACUUUCAAAGACUUAUAUCUAAUCUGCAGCAAUUGUGGCCCUUCCAGACCUUCAGCAAUUCUCGCGGUCAUCGCAUGGUGGCAUUUCCUGACGACCCUCGCCAGUCUUUGACCGAGAACCCUUUUACGACCACAUCUGAAAACGAGGAAGACGAAUCCGGGUCGAUGGUCGUUUUGGGUAAAGGAACUCCGGACAACUUAAAAUUUGAAUGGGUCAUUUCCGAUUGGUCCAAAUGCUCCGAAACUUGCGGCGGAAAUGGCUUUCAGAUGAGGGUAAUCCGAUGUAUUGUUAGGUUACACAAUAUGACACACGGUGUCGACCAUAACUUGUGCGAAGACGCUGGACUGCCCCUUCCAGCGACCGAGCGUGAAUGUGCCUCGGACGAGUGCACCAGAUGGGCCACUUCCGAGUGGACCCCGUGCGAAAAAUCCAAGUGCUUCAACUGGCAUACAGCCAUGCAAAGGAGAUUAGUCAAGUGUAAGGUUGAUAAUGUGACGGUAUCAGAGUCGAAAUGUGAUGAAGACAGUAAGCCAACACACAGGCAAGAAUGCACAAAUGAGAAAUGUGUCGGCAAGUGGAAAGUUGGCGCUUGGUCAGAGUGCGCCGCCGCUUGCGAGAUGCAGGGUGUUAAGUAUAGGAUUCUUCAAUGUGUUUGGUACGGCACCAAAAAACCAGCAGGGACAGCCUGCAAAGAUCUUCCCCGUCCUCCAGUCAUGAAGUCCUGCAAAGGGUCUCCAUGUGCUCCUGCAGAUACAGAGUGUAAAGAUCACUCCAUGUUCUGCCCAAAUGUGAAAACUAUGAAUAUGUGCAAGAUACUAAGGUAUCAGCAACAAUGCUGCCAGACGUGCAAGGCAGCUUAAAAUUUAGGAAACAAGAAGUGGAUGAAAUAAUUUGUUUGAAAAACAGUGCUGUUGUUAUAUGAUUAGUGAGCAAGAUAAAGAAGACGUGAGAAGUGUGUUCAAAAAUGACUUUAUUAUAUCAGCUAAUAUAAAUU